This is a messenger RNA of Syngnathus acus (greater pipefish), 1346 nucleotides long. It is a transcript of the gene cacybp, whose product is annotated as calcyclin binding protein. Gene Ontology annotation, biological process: heart development. Gene Ontology annotation, cellular component: nucleus. Gene Ontology annotation, molecular function: ubiquitin protein ligase binding; S100 protein binding; tubulin binding. The coding region runs from base 146 to 835 and encodes 229 amino acids. The transcript has 6 exons. NCBI's taxonomy places the organism in Eukaryota, Metazoa, Chordata, Actinopteri, Syngnathiformes, Syngnathidae. The record is from RefSeq and is a predicted model, not a curated record.
UUGGGCCGCAGCUUCGAUGAAGAGUGUACCGUCCGCUAAGCUAAGCUAAGCUAAGCAAUGAACGCACGCACAUGACUAGCGGACCUGCUACGCACCGGCUUGCGUCUGGAAGCAAAUCUCAACGAAUACACCGUCCAAACGCUCCAUGGAUCUAACACAGCAGAUCAACCAGUUGGAGGCAGACUUGGUGGAGCUGGGUUCUCUCGCGGAGAAGGCGGAGAGGAAGAGGGUGCAGGAGCUGCUCAAGCAAGAGCGCAUGAAGGUUGAGAAAGAGCUCGCCGCCAAGCGUCAACAGCAAGAGCAACAAGCCCGCAGACAGACAGACCCGGCGUCAUCUUCCAAGGCCGUCGUGUACACGGUCAAGAUUACCAAUUAUGCCUGGGACCAGUCGGAGAAGUUUGUGAAAAUUUACCUCACGUUGAAAAAUGCGCACAUGAUUCCAUCUGAGAAAGUGGAAGUCAAUUUUACCGAAAGGUCAUUUUCUGUGCUAGUGAAGGAGCUUGACGGAAAGAAUCACCAGAUGAGCGUUCUCAAUCUAUUGUAUCCAAUUGAUGAGGAGAACAGCAGCACCAAGAUAAAAACAGACAUGCUUGUGAUCAUGUGCAAGAAGAAGGCGACCAAGAAGUGGGAAUGCCUCACCACAGUGGAAAAGCAAUCCAAGGAGAAGGAUAAGCCCAAGGCGGACGACAACGCCGACCCCAGCGAGGGCCUGAUGAGCAUGUUGAAGAAAAUCUACACAGACGGAGACGACGAGAUGAAGCGAACCAUCAACAAAGCUUGGUCGGAAUCGCAGGAGAAGAAGAUGAGGGGAGAAGAAGGCAUGAUGGAUUUUUGAGUCUCAGCCAACAUUCCACCAGAGCAGAACUACAUGAGAUCUGAUUGUGACCAAAUGAGAUUGAACUUUCAUGACGUGACCUAAAGAAUAUACAACCGCUAUGACUAGGCCGCCAACACCCGUGUUGAACAUGUUCUAAUUUAGCUUGGGCCAAAGCGGCACGUUCAGAAAAUGACAUUUGUCCUGUACAACAUAUACAACACAUCAAAUUAGACCUGAUAUUAAAAAGAAAAGAAAAAAGAUUGACAUGCGUGCUGACCAUCAUCGCUCUUGGUUUUGUUGGCAUUCUCUAAGUACAUAUUGGUAGCCAUGAGGUUGGAGCCGUUUUCAAAGUUUGUUUGGGUUUGUGUGCAGCAUGAUGUCAUUUGCCAUUGUCUUUUUUUUGGAGGGGGUGGUCAUAUUGUUCUUCUUUUACCCUUUUCUACUUGUUUUUGCAGUUCUCAUGACCACAUUUUUAAGAUAAUAUUGUUUUAUUUGAUUCUAUUCCAUCACAAACACUGUAUUUAGGUUA